UGGCUGGAGAUGGAGAGAAAGAUGUGCUGCCCCAUUGCAACUUGCAGGUUUACACGUACACCUGUGAUGUGGGCAAAAGAGAGAAUGUCUACUUGACAGCUGAGAGGGUCCGCAAGGAGGUUGGCGAGGUGUCUGUCCUGGUUAACAAUGCUGGUGUGGUCUCUGGGCACCAUCUUCUGGAGUGUCCUGAUGAGCUUAUUGAGAGGACCAUGAUGGUUAACUGUCACGCACACUUCUGGACCACUAAAGCAUUCCUUCCCAAGAUGCUGGAAAUGAACCAUGGACACAUUGUGACAGUUGCAAGUUCCUUGGGGCUAUUCAGUACUGCUGGAGUGGAGGAUUAUUGUGCCAGCAAAUUUGGAGCUGUAGGCUUCCAUGAGUCUUUGAGCCAUGAAUUGAAGGCUGCUGAAAAGGAUGGAAUUAAAACUACUUUAGUCUGCCCUUAUCUUGUAGAUACAGGAAUGUUUAGAGGGUGCAGGAUCAGAAAAGAAAUUGAGCCUUUCCUUCCACCCUUGAAACCCGAGUACUGUGUGAAACAGGCUAUGAGAGCCAUCCUUACAGACCAGCCAAUGAUCUGCACACCUCGCCUCAUGUACAUGGUCACCUUCAUGAAAAGUAUUCUGCCAUUUGAAGCUGUGGUAUGCAUGUAUCGAUUUUUGGGAGCAGACAAGUGUAUGUAUCCUUUCAUCGCUCAACGGAAACAGGCUACAAACAACAAUGAAGCAAAAAAUGGAAUCUAACACUUUUGGAUGGACUAACAUUUAUAGGUGAAUGCAAUAAUGUUACAUGACUGAAUUGCAAAGUGCACUUGCAUCUAACAGAUGCAAAUGUCAACAUCUUACUGUGGCAUUCUCUUGGGUCCUAAACCUGUGUAUUGAACUCUAAAAAUCAAUGGAUUUUUAUAUACUGUAAAUAAAACUGACUAGAGUACUUGGGAAAUGUGAUAGGUAACUCAAAUGAAUUUACAAUGUAGCUGCCACCAUUGUCCUUUAGAAUAUCACUGUAUGUACAGUAAACUAGUCAUACUACUUGUUGUAGGGAUGCACUGUGUGAUAUCUCCUCCUUAGUCUGCUAAGGCUUCUAAGAGCUGUCUCCAGCCAGAAGAUGGAAUGCUUCAGAAGUGGUUUGACUUUCCUUACGUUACUUAGGAAGGGAGGGAAGUUUUGCAAUUUAAGCUACUGCUCAUGAUCUUAUAGCAAAUUCAAGGACAAUUUCUGAAUGCAUCUCUUCACUCGUUCACCCACGUUCUCUAAAGGACACAUGGCCAAAUUGUGGUGUAAUUCUCUUUUGUUGCAACUGUGUGUGUUCUAUUUAAACAAAGAUGAAAAGAAAUUUGUAAAUCUCUGCCGAUUCAAAGGCAAAUGAAUGUCUUACAUACUGUCAAAGCAAACUUGUACUGGGCGUCUGGUUUUUUUUAGGAAUGCAGUCAGUGAUUUCAUUUGACUUUUUUUCCAAGUUGACUUAAUUUGAAAUAUGCUGUGUUCCAUUUCCCUCUAUAUGUCAGAGUCCAAUUUACUAUUAUGGACUACAUGUUUCGUUUCUUCUUCCUCAUUCUUACUUCUGACGGAGUUCCCCCACCCCCCCAAGGAAACUGUUGUGUUGAAUUCUCUAACUGGACUUGUGCCUAAAAGACAAAGCAACUCAGCUGAAAUACAAACUGUUUAUGUAAGUGCUGGUCAUAUGCCAAUUAUUAGCAAAGGAAAAAUAGAAUAAUGCCUGAUGCAACUCUACAUUCAGAAUAUGAAAGGAUGUAAAGAUUUUUUUUGAGUUGUACUCACGUUGUAGAACAGCAAAUGACAUUUUUACAGUAUUUUUUGUAAAGCGAACAAUUUUGUGCCUUGAAUUUGGUAAUCUGUAUUAGUGAAGCAUUGUAAAAGUGAAAUUCUACCUCUGUAUCUUAAUGUAUACCAUCCACUUGUAAACUACUAUCAGAAAAAUUGUGAUUACUUUUUUUAGAAUGUCUUGUCAAAUAGUGACCAAUGCCUGUGGUUAUUAAAGUGAGCCACUUUUUCCUUAAAACA
Molecule: messenger RNA, 2021 nt
Organism: Zonotrichia albicollis (white-throated sparrow)
Lineage: Eukaryota; Metazoa; Chordata; Aves; Passeriformes; Passerellidae
Source: RefSeq, a predicted model, not a curated record